This is a messenger RNA of Xyrauchen texanus (razorback sucker), 2625 nucleotides long. RefSeq names its product PRKC apoptosis WT1 regulator protein-like. Gene Ontology annotation, biological process: apoptotic process; positive regulation of apoptotic process. Lineage: Eukaryota; Metazoa; Chordata; Actinopteri; Cypriniformes; Catostomidae. Bases 228 to 1178 code for a protein of 316 amino acids. Gene Ontology annotation, cellular component: cytoplasm. The record is from RefSeq and is a predicted model, not a curated record. The transcript is spliced from 7 exons.
GCUUUAUUUGACCUUUUUCCUCUGGAGACAACAGUAACCUGAUUUUUUUUUUAGCGUUUUAGGUAACUUAACAAGAGUUUCGGUCAACUUCAAACACAUGGGAAAGUCGUAGACUUUGUGUUUAUUUUAAUACUUCUGAGGAAUGUGGCGGAUCUGAACAACCAUACGUAUAAUCUUUGUGAUUACGAAGGGAGUUACAACAUAUCGAAACAUUCUAAAAAGAAAUAAUGGCAACGGGCGGAUUUAAAUCCAACAGCGCAACGGACUUUCUGGAGGAAUGGAAAGCAAAGCGUGAGAAGAUGAGAGCGAAGAUGCUCGGGGACAUCGCCGCGGCCACCGGUGUCUGCACGCCUGUCGCGAGCCCCGCCAAAAACACCGAGUUAAACAAUAACAACAGCUCGGUAAACUGUGUCUCCUCGUCCCCCUAUUCCGUGACCCGGUCCUCCUCUUCAUCCGCUCUGAGUCGGCCGGAGGACGAGCCGAAGACACCCGAGCCGCUCGGGGUAAACUUAAAGAAGACACCGGAAAAAGUGAACGCAUUCCCGCUGACGGAGAGUUCGAGCCCCGCAGGUGUGGAUGAUAGCGAUAAAGAGAGUCCCACUCACAUCAAGAGCAAAGAGAAGAAGAGCUCAGGACCCAGUGCCAGAAAGGGCAAAGGACAGAUAGAGAAGAGGAAAUUAAGAGAGAAGAGGAGGUCAACAGGUGUAGUCAGCAUACCGUCCAGUGAGAGCUUGGAUGAGCUUGAUGAUGAUGAUGGUGGUGAGGAAAAGGGGAUGAAUAUUGGUGAAACUCUUACACAGCACAACACAGUCCAGAAUGAAGCAAUGAUAUCUGACUCCGGAGCAACCCACUCAAUACAGGACUCUCCGAGAUCAAGGUCUCAUAAAAGUGAUGAGGACGGAGGAGGAAACAGACUUCGUCAUCGACAUGGAAGGGAAGGCAACGUGCCUAUAGCCCUGGAGAGGAGGAUAGAUGAGCUAGAAAGGGAGCUGGCCUUGGAGAGACAGGAGAAUGCUCACCUGUUGAAAGACCAUCAGGACAAGGACGAGCUGAUCGUUAAGCUGAAAGAGGAGAUUGACCUGCUAAACAGAGAUCUGGAUGAUGCUGAAGAUGAGAACGAGCAGCUGAAACAGGAGAAUAAGACCUUGCUCAAAGUGGUUGGUCAACUUACAAGGUAGAACCAAGUGAACUAAAGAUCACUAAUGGAGUCUAAAUGUCUAGCUGUGGCAACCUGAGAGAUUUUGCUGAAGAAUGCGACAUCCUCUUGGAUCCAUCCUGUACACUAUCUGCUCUGGUCAUACAUGUUUGUUAAUGUUGUUGUCGCUCUCUGGAAGAGGAUCUUUGUGUGUUGUUGGGAGGCUUCAAGAAUCUGGAGAUCCGCAAGAUCUCAGCCACACGACAGUGUUACUUGAGGUUGCCUCCUUUUAUAAGGGUUGUAAUAAGGAAGUGAUAUUAUAUUUAAUGUAAAUGUGUGUGUACAUAGGUAAUACUGACUUGUUUAAAGGCUUGCAAAAAACUAAAUAAUAGAGGAAAUGCAAUUGAAUGUACGUGGUGUGGCACCAAAUCAAGAAGUGUUUUGUUCAUGUUUUUCUAAUAGAUUCAAGGGUUUUGACAUUCAAAUUGCAAUAAUUUGACCAAUGUGGCAACAUGAACCUCUGGCAUAUAACGCAGGUUAAACGUGCUACCCAUUUUUUUUGUUUCAUGCUUCCGAAGGACUACAUUCAUGACAAGAAGAACAAAUGAAAAGAAAAAUGUGCUUGUUAAAUUACGGCCUCAAUCUGAGUUUAUUGACUUAUUUUACCUGAUGUAACUAAUGACACUCCAUUGCAGUUGAUACUUUGUAGUUUAAAGGGACAGUUCACCCAAAAGUGAAUAUUCUGUCAUUUACUCACUGUCAUGUUGGUGCGAACCUGUUUGACUUCUUUGGAACACAAAAGCAGAUGUCAGGCUAAAUGAUAGCCUCAUUCACCAUUCAUUUUCAUAAUAUAGAAAUAAUAUACAAUGAUAGUGAAGGGUGGCUGAGGCUAACAUUUAUCCUGACAUCUGCUUUUGUGUUACAAAAAAGAAAGUCAUACAGGUUCAAACAAAGAUUUUCAUUUUUGGGUGAACUAUCCCUUUAAUUCCACCCCUGCCCAUUUCAGCCUUGAGAAAGACACAAGGAUUAAGUCUUCAGCUUGGAGCAUGUAAGAUGUUUUGUUUAUAGUGAAUAUUAUCAUUAUGAUUUAUCAUCAUUUUAAACAUAAUUCAAAUGUUUACAAGUUGUUUUGUGGUAUCAAUAGGUAACUAUUCAUUAUGUACGGUUUGUAAGAUUUAUAGUCUAGGCUACUGCUGCACAUUUUUAAUUAACCAAAUCAAAUGGUGGAGAUGAUAUUAAAUGCAUUCAUGUGGUCUCUCAUAGCCAAUUAAGACAGCGAUGUGACAUUUAUUACUGUAAACUGCAAUUGUUUGGUCACCACUUUGGGGUACAAAUGUACAUUGAUGCUAAUCUACAGUGCUUAUGACAUGUAUUUGGAGGGUAUCAUUUGUUUUAGACUUUAUCAAGGUGGGAUAUUUCUGUAGCCCAUAGCCUUUCAUAAUGAAUGUACAGAAGAUUGAAUAAAUGUUUAAAUAAAAAAACUCUCAUGA